AUGAUUCUCUCUCGCUUGUUGACUACGGCUGCCAAGACGGCACCAGCAUCUUCGCGGUUUGUGCAGAAAUCGCUCUUAUCUUCUUCGAGUCAAUCUCAUUUGAUUGUCAACGCGGUGGGCAAGGAUCGUCUCGGAAUUGUGUCGGAGAUUUCCAAGCACGUGACCGAUAUUGGUGGCAAUGUGGGAGAAUCGCAGGCUACCAAAUUGGGUUCCCACUUUAGCAUGAUGAUGUUGAUUCAAAUUCCAGCGGAACAAAAGGAACACUUUGAAUCCCAGUUGGCCACCAUGGCGGACAUGAAUACCACCGUCUUUGAAACCGAGGCUGCUUCUACUACUGCUGUAUCGCCUCAAAUUGCCUAUUCGGGAUACUUUCAACUGGAAGGCGCCAACUAUCCCGGCAUCGUCCACAAGGUGACGACGUUUCUGGCACAGAAUGGAUUGUCCGUCGAUCGAUUGGAGACCAGUGAUGCCGAAAUUGCGCCCCACGGUGGAACCUGUCUCUUUCAAAUGAAGGGAAUUGCCAAUGCUUUGGAACCAUUGGCCGCAGGAUUCAGUGUCGAACGAAUCGAAGAGGGAAUUGACAAGUUGGCCGAUGAACUCAAUUGCGAUAUUACCAUUCAAAAUGUUACUCACGGCGAUGCAGACGAUGCCAUGAGAUAUGGAUCCUAAUUUUUAUCUUUUAUUCAAUGAUGUUACAGAGUGACUUGGAAGGAAACAAUACCAAUCAAAAGGAAACGAAGAAACGAAACAAUACAAAACAAAACAAAAAAGAACGAAAGGAAAUGAAUAAGCAACAACAUGCAUACUAUAAAACAUAUAUCCUUUGCUCAC
Messenger RNA from Seminavis robusta, 831 nucleotides. The record is from the annotation of a GenBank genome assembly. Lineage: Eukaryota; Bacillariophyta; Bacillariophyceae; Naviculales; Naviculaceae.